AGAUGGCGGCCCCCAGGGAUGGGCUGGCAACAGUGGAGGCUGAGGGGAUCGCGGGGCGCCAGGCGAGCUCAGGAGUGGAGGCGGUAUUUCCUUCCGAUCCCGCCACACCCGCCCCGCUGUGUCCUCACGGACCUACUCUUCUGUUUGUAAAGGUGAACCAAGGGAAAGAAGAAACACGGAGAUUUUAUGCCUGCUCAGCCUGUAGAGAUAGAAAAGACUGUAAUUUUUUUCAGUGGGAAGAUGAAAAGUUGUCAGGAGCUAGACUUGCUGCCCGAGAAGCUCAUAACCGAAAAUGUCAGCCUCCUCUGUCCCGAACGCAGUGUGUGGAAAGGUACUUGAAGUUUAUUGCGUUGUCCCUGUCUCAGAGAAAGUUUUGUCAACAAUGUCAGCAAUUGCUGUUGCCAGAUGAUUGGGAGAAGCAUCAGGAGCAUCGAGUAGUAGGCGAUAUUUCUAUCACCCAGUUGAAAAGGCCCAGUCAGCUUCUUUAUCCAUUGGAAAACAAGAAGACAAAUGCCCAGUAUUUGUUUGCUGAUCGGAGCUGUCAGUUCUUGGUAGACCUACUUUCUACCCUUGGAUUCACAAGAGUACUGUGUGUUGGAACACCAAGGUUGCAUGAGCUGAUCAGAUUGAAAGCAUCAGGUGAAAAGAAGUCUAACAUUAAAAGCCUUUUAUUGGAUAUUGAUUUUAGGUAUUCACAGUUUUAUAUGGAAGAUAGCUUUUGCCAUUAUAACAUGUUUAACCAUCACUUCUUUGAUGGAAAGGCUGCCCUUGAAGUAUGCAGAACAUUUUUACAGGAAGAUAAAGGUGAGGGAGUCAUUAUGGUGACAGAUCCUCCUUUUGGUGGCUUGGUUGAACCUCUGGCUGUUACAUUCAAGAAGUUAAUUGCUAUGUGGAAAGAAGGUCAAAGCCAAGAUAGCAGUCACAAAGAACUACCCAUAUUCUGGAUUUUCCCUUAUUUUUUUGAAUCCCGAAUUCGUCAGUUUUUUCCGAGCUUCUGCAUGCUGGAUUACCAGGUAGAUUAUGACAAUCAUGCACUUUAUAAACACGGGAAGACAGGUCGAAAACAGUCUCCUGUGCGUAUUUUCACCAAUAUUCCACCCAACAAAAUAAUCCUUCCUAGCGAAGAAGGGUACAGAUUUUGCCCUCUGUGUCAACGAUAUGUUUCCCUAGAGAAUCAACACUGUGAGCACUGUAAUUCUUGUACCUCCAAGGAUGGCAGGAAAUGGAACCAUUGCUUUCUCUGCAAAAAGUGUGUAAAACCUUCCUGGAUCCACUGUAGCAUUUGUAGUCACUGUGCUCUUCCAGAUCAUUCUUGCGGGGGCCCUAAAGAUGGCUGCUUUAUUUGUGGUGAAUUAGACCACAAACGUAGUACUUGUCCUAAGAUCGCUGCAUCUAAGAAAGUGAACAACACCUUGUUUUUCAGAGCUGUCAGAAAGCAGAAGCAAAGAAAAAGUAAUAAGAUGAAAAUGGGGACCACUAAAGGACAAUCCAUGAAUCAUACAUCUGUUACAAGGAAGAAGAACAGGAGAGAAAGAGCCCAUCAAUAUCUUUGCUCUUAAAUGUCCAGUGACUUGAGAAUAAGAAAGAUUUAUAGUCCAACCUUUGAUGCCAUUUUCUGAAAGUGCCACACUGGACUUAAAUUCUGUCGCUUUCAAAGGUAUGCACCUUUCUAAGGCAGAUAAUAGGCAGGUGGUAUUUGCUGGUUUAUGGACCCUUCUCCAGCCUCUCUGGGGACCUGGGGAGGUGUUGCAUCCUGAACUGGUUGACCAGAUCUCUCUGUGUGCCUUUUUUUCUCUCUUUAAAUCUCACCCAAUCAUAUGAUUUUGGCCUCUUUUGAAAAAUGGGCAAGCGUGUUCUUUUGCAGAAAGUGUCAGAAGAAAAAUGAAAGUGAAAACUUGAGGUCUUGUUUACAUUGAACGCGAAUAUGUUAAAUUAGGUCCAGAAAUGUUUUAAGUUAAAUAUCAGAACAUUGUGUGAUGACGUAAACCCCACUUGCAAAGAAAAGUACAAUGAACAAUUAUUAUUUUUUUUUAAAGAUUUUAUUUGAGAGAGAGAGAGUGAGAAAGAGAUUGAGCACAAA
Molecule: messenger RNA, 2080 nt
Organism: Callorhinus ursinus (northern fur seal)
Lineage: Eukaryota; Metazoa; Chordata; Mammalia; Carnivora; Otariidae
Gene: ZCCHC4
Product: zinc finger CCHC-type containing 4
Biological process (GO): rRNA methylation
Cellular component (GO): cytoplasm; nucleolus
Molecular function (GO): zinc ion binding; rRNA (adenine-N6-)-methyltransferase activity; nucleic acid binding
Source: RefSeq, a predicted model, not a curated record